Molecule: messenger RNA, 1173 nt
Organism: Aspergillus bombycis
Lineage: Eukaryota; Fungi; Ascomycota; Eurotiomycetes; Eurotiales; Aspergillaceae
Exons: 5
Coding region: 1-1173 (390 amino acids)
Source: RefSeq, a predicted model, not a curated record
AUGUCGUCCAGCAACGCUGAUGGAGACGCCUACGUCCAGGUGACACCAGACGACCAUAGCGCCUUCAUUAUUAUUGCGGUUCUGAUUGGCCUGAGCUGGUCCGUUCUUAUCAUUGGCAUCAGGGUGUAUCUCCGCUUGAAGCUGAAUCCCCCCUUUGGCUGGGACGAUGUAGCCGCCCUAUUCGGGACGAUCAUAGGGGCCGUGCAAACCGCCGUGGUUCUCCAAGCAGUACGAAAUGGGAUCGGCAAGAAAGAAGCUUUGCUCACGGAUGAUCAAGUCGAAUCGGGACUAAAGGGCAUCUACAUCGCCUGGCUCCUGUAUCCCGUCGUCGUCUGUUCGUCCAAGGUCUCGAUCUCCCUCCUCAUAGCGCGUCUCACCAGGACGAAGCUCCACCUAAAAGCGAGCCACCUUCUGACCGGAUUCAUCCUGCUCUGGGGGGUCAUCUCGCUGUUCCUGAUUGCCUUCCAAUGCAAACUCCCCAUGCCAUGGAACGUCGGGGCAGUGGACCAUUGUGGCAGCAUGUUUGCCCAAUGGGCGGCAGUCGAGGCUGGAAACAUCUUGAUUGAGCUGCUCCUUCCAUGCAUUGUCAUCCUAAUGGUGUGGGAUCUACGCGUGGCCUCAGCGACCAAAAUCACCGUGGUCAUGGUCUUUUCUCUCCAGUUGCUAGCAACGAUCCCCAUCAUUGUGCGCCUCGUAUUUCUCCAGCAAAGCACGACACAAGACAGCGCCGCCGACCCGACGUUCACAAUCACCGACACCGUCCUGGCUACCGAAGUGGCAAUGCACUUUUCCCUGAUGUCGGCCACCUUUCCGUGCCUUCGCAAGUUCCUCCAGGUAUUCGACUUAAACAUGGGCGCCACAACGCACAUGGACUGUGAGCCGGGCGGCACCUACUACAGUCGCUCUCGCUCAGCAGGCAGCUAUGCGCUCCAGUCGAUGGAGCGAGGUUCCCGGGUGCGCAAGGAGGAGUUGCCCGGUGCAAAGUCUCGGUUUAGCCCCAGAGGGCAAUGUCAGACCGUCACCACCGUAUCGGGGGGCUUGAGGGACGGGGUCAAUAAGCAGAAGUCGCAACGGAACAGUGCCGUUGACGAUGCCGAGAUGAGGAGUAUCGAUAGUGAUGGAAGUCAGAAUGCGAUUAUUCGGCGAACGCAGUGGGAAGUUAAGGUGGAGUGA